AUGUCCAUCAUAUAUCUUCCAAAUAUCCUACUCUCCAUAUCAAGAAACCCAGUCACUGCCCUAGCAUUCCCACUAGCUCUUGGUGUCCUCAGUGGUACUCCAACUGCCAAAGUCGUACGAGGGCCAUGGUACAAUAACCUUUUAUUUCCUCCUGGUCGUGUUCCAAGACAGGUCUUUCCGAUUGUCUGGCCUCUACUCUAUCUCUGCAAGUCAAUGGGAUACGCAUCUCACAUCGCAGUAAAAGUAUUGGACGUUUCUGUCUCAUCUUCCAGCCGCUCCUCCCUUACUCUUGGCGUCGCCCUUUACUACGCGCAGCUUUGCAUGAAUUUAGCUUGGACGCCACUUUUCUUUGGCUACAAACAGGCAAGACCAACCACUGUCGGCGUUGCUCUCAUCGACAGCAUAUUGAUGGCUGGAACGACAUUGUAUGCGACUAAGCUCUUUGAUGGACCCACUAAUUCCCGAACGACUUACUUUUUGGUUCCUUACUGUGGAUGGCUUUGCUUCGCGACGUAUUUGAAUGCCGGAAUUUGGUGGUUGAACAGCAAACGUCGGUUGGGAAAGAACGUUUGA
Messenger RNA from Lentinula edodes (shiitake mushroom), 573 nucleotides. RefSeq names its product TspO/MBR-related protein. The coding region runs from base 1 to 573 and encodes 190 amino acids. Gene Ontology annotation, cellular component: mitochondrial outer membrane. The record is from RefSeq and is a predicted model, not a curated record. Lineage: Eukaryota; Fungi; Basidiomycota; Agaricomycetes; Agaricales; Omphalotaceae. The transcript is spliced from 6 exons.